AUGUCAUCCACACCACCUUCCGACCAGACAUUCCUCUCAUUUCCCAAGCGCGACGAGCUCCGCAAAAAAUCAAAAUACUACCUCUCAGGCGGCGACCCCACCUCCACAAUCGUAACCUACUCCCUCCUCCUCCGCAUCAUCCAACACUAUUCUCCUCCCUCUCCCUCACCCUCCCCAUCCCCUGCUCCUCCAUCCUCAUCUUCCUCCUCUCCUGCACCCCCACCUCCAGCCAAACUCACCUACGACGAAGCCCGCACCCAAGCCAACAAGCUCUACCUAGCCGGCGCAAUGCGCCACUGUCCCAACUCAGGGAUUUUGAUAGUGGAAGAUGCCGAGCUGAAGGAGAUGGUACAGAGAUAUGAGAGGGAGGUGCCGGAACAUGUUUGUGCAGAGGGGAAGGAUCCGGUGCAGUGUGUGUGGCCGGAUUGGGAGUGUGGGACGGUGUUUGAGGUGAGGGAUGGGGUGUUGAUGUAUAAGGAGGAGGGAUGGGAGGAGUGGAGGGCGGUUAAUCCGGAGUAUCCAAACUAG
Molecule: messenger RNA, 528 nt
Organism: Cadophora gregata
Lineage: Eukaryota; Fungi; Ascomycota; Leotiomycetes; Helotiales; Ploettnerulaceae
Exons: 1
Coding region: 1-528 (175 amino acids)
Source: RefSeq, a predicted model, not a curated record